GAAGCGUGUAAAAAGAUAAGAAGACUAGUACAUAGUCACACUGUGCGUCUGGUAACUGGACACAAUAUAACGUUACUGUAGCUUAUAUCGGAUGAGUACCAGUUUGAGCAUGAAGUUGACAAAAUUUCCCGCGAAACUCUUGGCAAUUAUCAAUGACACGACGAGUUGUGGAAGUCACGAAAGGUGCUGGCGCGCAAAAAUCUGAUUGGUAAACGUUUAAAAUGCCCAAAAAUACCUUGUUUUCGUAUUUUACCAAGAGUCCAGCAGUAGCACGGAAGGCUACAUCGCCAGUGAUUGCUGACGAUGUCGGGGAACAAAAGUCCAAGUCGCCGAAGGAGACAGCCAAGGGCACACAAUCGAACGGGACGGGGAUGGGCAUGAAGAGGGGCAAAGACUGCAAGUUCAGUAUUGGUGAUAUCGUCUGGGCCAAGCUGGAAGGCUAUCCUUGGUGGCCCAGCCUAGUCUGCAAUCACCCAUCCCUAGGCUCACAUGUCAAGCAAGGCAAGAGGCCACAGGUGCACGUGCAGUUCUUUGAUGAGCCCCACAGCCGAUCCUGGAUACAAGAAAAAUGCGUGGAGCUUUUCAGGCUGCAAGACUUCGAGCGCGGAGGGAAGUUCUUCACCCAGAAACCGGACAUCGUCAAGGCGGCAAAGGAGGCUAAGAGUGCCCUCGCCAUGAAAUUAGAGGAGAGACUGAAUCUUGUUGUAUGCAUCAAAUCGGACGAGGAAGAAGAGGAUGGAGAGGAAGAAAUGGAACAAACUGGAAUGAACAGCACUGACAAGACUGGCACCAGUGAUAACGGAGAUGACACGGAUGAAGAUGAAGGGGAGGUUGGACACAAGACCAGGAGACAUGCCACUCGGGUGACCAGACGUACCCCUCGCUCAGUGGCUAAAAGUAGAAAGAGAAGGCGCAUCAUUGAGCAAUCUGACGAUGACAGUUCUGGUGACGAUUACAGACCAGACGACAGUGAAGAUUCGUCAGACAGCGGCAGUUCGGGCGUGGACGAAAACGAAGUUUCGGAACCAUCCUCGGAAUCAGAGGCCGGCACACCGCAGAAAUCGCGGAAGAGAAAACGGGGCGCCACCACUACUCCCUCCAUUGGCAAAGGGAGGAAGGUCCUGAAGCCAACUUUCAACGUUAUGACCCCUAACCCCAAGGAGCCUUCCGAACCCAAGGGCACCCCCCAGGCCCAAAAGACAUUCACCACUCCCACCGUCAGCUGUAAGACAAAGUCAAGAUUGUCAAGCUUCCUAGCUCCAGAGGCGAGCCCAGGGCCCAGUGCACCUCUUGAUAGUGACGAAUCUCGAUUUCCCCACCAGCGAUACGAAUGGCUGAAAGACGGUCAAAGAAAAGAUCUUAACGGAAACCCACAGAAUCAUCCUGACUAUGAUCCCAGGACGUUGUACGUACCCAGAAGUUUCCUGGACAAAGCAACACCUGCAAUGCGACAGUGGUGGGAGAUGAAAUCACAGCAUUUUGACACAGUUUUGUUCUUUAAGAUGGGAAAGUUUUACGAGCUCUAUCACAUGGAUGCUGAAGUGGGCGUGAAGGAACUGGGUCUGAUUUUCAUGAAGGGUGAAAAUGCUCAUUCAGGCUUUCCAGAGAUAGCCUACGGUCGCUAUAGCGACACUCUCAUCCAGAAGGGCUUCCGUGUUGCCAGGGUGGAGCAGACAGAAACUCCAGACAUGAUGCAAGAGAGAAUCAAGAAAAUGUCCAAAAUGGUGACAAAAUAUGACAAAGUGGUCAAACGAGAAAUUUGUAGGAUCUCCACGAAAGGAACGCGCACGUUCAGUUUUAUCGAUGGGGAUACGUGCGUAGCUCAGCACAGCUACCUCCUGGCUGUCAAGGAGACAUUUGAUGACAGCAGCGGAGGAGAGAGGACAUAUGGUAUCUGCUUCGUUGAUACAUCCAUUGGAAAGUUUCACCUGGGUCAAUUCCAAGACGAUCGUCACUGUUCACGAUUCCGAACGUUGAUCGCACACUACACUCCAGCCCAGGUCAUCUAUGAGAGAGGUAAACUCUCAUCCAGUUCCCAGCAGAUCCUCACUAACAAUCUCCUGUCAGUCAUCAAGGAGCCCCUGGUGCCUGGCACGGAAUUCUGGGACGCCAGCAAGACGCUUAAGACACUGGCCGAGAGCAAGUACUUUGAGGACAAGGAGGGGAAGGGGCGGAGACUGGAUGAGGAGGAGGGAGGGCAGGGAAGCAUGCCUACUGUGCUUUGGGACAUGGUUUCUGAAUCGGACACACUGGGUCAUUCAGCCAAAGAGGGCUAUGAGUUAGCAGUUAGCGCUUUGGGAGCCUGCACAUGGUACCUCAAGAAAUGCUGCCUUGAACAAGAACUCCUGUCCAUGGGGAACUUUGAGCUGUACACACCGCUGGACGUUGAUGCCAGCGUUAAGGAAAAUGUGGUGGACUUUUCAACCGGGAGACAGCAUAUGGUUCUGGAUGGAGUAACACUGAACAAUCUGGAAAUCCUGGAGAAUGUGACCACAGGGACUCCAGAGGGCACCCUACUUGAGAGGCUGGACCUGUGCUGUACACCGUUUGGCAAGAGGUUGUUCAAACAGUGGCUGUGUGCCCCUCUGUGCAACCCUAACUCCAUCAACGACAGACUAAAUGCUGUGGAAGAUUUGAUAGACAUACCAGACAAGAUGGCAGAGGUCAAUGAACUCUUGAAGAAACUGCCUGAUCUAGAAAGGCUCCUCAGCAAAAUUCACACGCUGGGUUCAGCCAGACGUAGCCGAGAUCACCCUGAUAGUCGAGCAAUCUUCUUUGAGGACACAACGUACAGCAAGCGCAAAAUCCAGGACUUUUUGACAGCAUUGGGGGGCUUCAAAACUGCUGGCGAUAUCGUCCAGAUUUUUAAGAAUUCUACCUCCAACUUCAAGUCCAACAUUCUACGGCAGUGUGUCAGCCCAGUCAGUGAUGGAGGUCGCUUCCCUGACCUCAAGGAACAUUUGGUAUUCUUUGAAAAUGCCUUUGACCAAGACAAAGCCAAGCAGGCUGGUGCUAUCAUACCAAGCAAGGGUGUUGACCCCGAAUACGACGGUGCCAUCGCUGGCAUGAAGGCAGCCAAUCAGAGACUGGAUGACUACCUGGAGAAACAACGCAAGAGGCUUGGGUGUAGGGCCGUCGUGUACUGGGGUACGGGAAAGAACCGCUUCCAGCUGGAGGUACCAGAAAGCGCCCUCGCCCGCCACACACCCGAGGACUACGAGCUGCAGUCGGCCAAGAAGGGCUUCAAGCGGUACUGGACGCCGGAGUUGAAGGAGCUGUUUGCUGAACUAGUCGCCGAGGAGGAACGCAGGGACGUGGCGUUGCGGGACUCCAUGAGGCGGGUGUUCUACGCCUUCGAUGAACACUAUGGCGACUGGGACCAAGCCAUCCAGUGUCUGUCAGUCCUGGAUGUCCUUCAAAGUCUGUCCAACGUCAGCCAGGCUGGUGACGGGCCAAUGUGUCGUCCUGAGAUCGUCCCACCAACUCCAAAUAUGCAGCCUUUCAUUGCCAUUCAAAAUGGACGUCAUCCAUGUAUUAGUCACACAUUCACUGGAGGUGAUUUCAUUCCAAAUGACACAUACAUUGGAACUACUGAUAAUGCCAUGGAAACCAACUCAGAGAUGGGUACCAGUUGCUGCGUAUUGGUCACCGGGCCCAACAUGGGUGGAAAGUCAACCUUGAUGAGGCAGGCUGGAUUGAUCAUCAUCAUGGCUCAGCUUGGUUGCUAUGUACCCGCCGAAGGGUGUCGACUGACGCCGGUGGAUCGUGUGUUCACCCGGCUUGGUGCCAGGGAUAACAUACUUUCUGGGGAAAGUACUUUCUUUGUUGAACUGAGUGAGACAUCGAGUAUCCUCCAGCAUGCCACAGCACACUCACUGGUCCUGAUGGACGAGCUAGGAAGGGGAACAGCCACCUAUGAUGGAACAGCCAUUGCUAGCGCUGUCGUCAAGGAGCUGUCUGAGACCAUCCAAUGCCGCACACUCUUCUCAACUCACUAUCACUCACUGGUUGAAGAGUUCGGUCACGACGCCAAUAUACAACUGGGCCAUAUGGCCUGCAUGGUGGAGAAUGAGAAUGAAGAUGAUCCAAGCCAAGAGACCAUCACAUUCCUCUACAAGUUUGCCGCCGGAGCUUGCCCUAAGAGUUACGGAUUCAACGCGGCCAAACUUGCCGAUAUACCAGAUGAGAUCGUUUUGGUUGCAAGGAAGAAGGCUCACGACUUUGAGAAGUCAGCUGACAGACUCAAGGCAUUCAGAACUCUACAGAGACUGAGUCUGGGGCCAGACCUUGCCAGGAAAUUGACAACCAUGCAGCAGAUGAUCCGGUUGUAAAAUAAGGGAAGAAAGGCGGCUUACUUAAUGUUCAGGUUCUUAUCUCUGGUGUAAGGAUAGUACUUUAGUUGUAGGUUCAUUGCAAUGCCAUGCACAUUUAAACACAAGUCAAGUACUUAUUUGUUGAGUCUUAGAAUUUGUUCACACAGUGAUACAGUCAUGGAUUCUGUACAGGAAAUUGGAAUGUGGUGGUUUGGGGGCCAGCUCAUGCUAUGUGUACAUACUGCAUGCUAGACGGUGAACUGCAGAGUUUACGAACGCUAGGGAUUUUUCCCACAGUACUGCCUUUUAAAUUUGCAUUCUAGCUUACAAGGGCAUUGCAUCAUGGUCAUGAUAUGCCGUCUUUUGUUACAUUAUACAACACACUUUGCAAUUUGGUGCAGAUAUGUGGCAAACGGGAACCCCCAUUGUGUCUUUAGUGUUGAUAGAGUCUGGAAUUCCUUUCAGAUUUCGGGGGGGGGUGAGUAGGCACAAUAGCCUUUAUAGCUUGUGCAUCACACAGAGGGUCCCCUUUGCCACAUAUUGUGCUUGAUAUACACUUGUAAAAUGUAAAAUACAGUACCACGCACAAGUUUGCUUUUAGCUCUGCAAAUUUAUAUUUAAUUCACGUCAUGAACUAGGUGCUUUGACCAAAAGAACUGGCAAGUUUCUUUUUGUCAAUAUUUGUGGGUUACGUACAUUUGAUUAGCUAUGAAACAAAGUCUCUGAAUUCUAUGCAAGUGUUUCUUAUUCAUUAAACCUAUUUUGUAUUCUGUUGUUGAUGUAUUGAGAUCAUGACACAUUCAUCAAUUUGAAAAAUAUUGUAAUUUGUAAAGACCGUGUUUUAAGGUCAAAAGGUUUUACAACAGUUUGGGGGCAAGAAGAAAAGCAGUGCCUAUAUUCUUCCCUUCUUUUUCUCAAAUUUAAAACUUUAUUUUCAUUUUGUAGAACUUAAACUUUCCAAUUUAAAGCUGAACGAACAUGACAAUUUUCUACUUUGUUAAUUUUAUCAUCCUCGAACUUUUGAUAAAAUAAAAUUUGAAACUUCGUUAAUUUUUUGUCUUGUUUUUCAUAAUGUUUCAGACUGUGUUUAGACGUUAAAAUUCCAAAGCGUGUUCUUCAGACUUGAUUAAAAAUGUUCAUAUUCUGAAUUUUUUGUGAUGUGGGGUAAGAGCUGGAAAGAAGACUUCCAUGUCAGUCUGGCCAUUUUUCGGUUUACAAGAUAUAAAAAAUGAAUCAAGGCAGAAGUUUACUUCAAUUCAAACAUUUUUUAAUAAAUAUUUGGUGAAUUUCAAACAGUCUCCAUCCCCUUGAAACAUCAAUAAAAAUACAACUCGGCACUGCACUAAACAGGCUCCAAUUUAUAUUUAAAACCUGCUGAUUGCUUCAAAGAAUAACAAAAUUUGCCUUAACUAUCUACAAAGAUUGUCUAUAGAGAUGUGAUUAGACCCAACAAUGUCACUGUUCUUGAAUCUUUUCAGUUUCAAGAAUGAGCAAUUCCUUGGCUGGUGGUCUGCCUGCAUUUUUUGAUGUUCUACAUGAAAGGAAAAAUUUAAGCUUUCAAAAUUUCAUCCACCAUUCUCUGCCAACCUCUGACAGUUGAACCCAGGGCUUCGAAUCAUCACCUCUAAUAAGCAUUCAAAUCCUAUAUGCUCAUGCGGGAAUGCCUUUAUACAAAAACUGUUCCAACAAUAUCAUUUUCAGUCUGCCACUUCUCGAAACCAGUGCAAAAAUGUAACUUUAGUUAAUAAAUGAUGCCUGUUUUGCCUCUUGUAGAAUGGUAAAAUGACAUCCUGGGUUUCCUAAACUUAUAUCACAGUGAACUAUUUCAUAUAUUUCAAGUUUCAAUGUUUGUAAUUUAAGAUCGAUUUCAUUCAAGUUUUCAUUUUACAUGGUAUUGUCCCAAAAUAUUAGACUAGCACCAAGUCCACCUAACCAGUGCCAAUUUCUCAUUCUUGAAAUACAUCAACCAAAGUUUUUUUAAAAUAAGAAUGUAUAUCAAGUACUUUUUUUUACAAAAUAAUUUCAACUUAAGGGUUCUCUUAAAGUUUUCAACAGCUCCAUGACACACUGAGUACCACAGAUACAUACAUAAAAAUCUCAUAAAAGUUCUGAAUUCAAUAUAAUUUCUGUAUGCCUCAAAUAAUCUUUCAAAGUUGUGCAAUAUAUAUAAUUUGAUUAUGAAUAAUUUCAGUGAAAGGGUUUAGUACAUGCAUUGAUUUAAUUUGAGUACUCUUAAAAAUAACUGUACUGAGAAAGGCAUUUAAAAUUCACAGAAAGAACUAAUUCUCAACAAUUUUAUCAGAAACAUUAAAAAAUUUGUUCAGAGGAUGAUGCUUCUAUUUGCAAUGUCUUCUUCACAACACAGACCUAAAUGGUCCGAGCAAGAUCUACUGAGGGCACUACUUGAGAGUCCUCACUUUUAAAGUGAGGACACUAAUGAUAUGUAGCAAAGUCAAGUAUGUGUAUCAACUGUGACCAGCACACCUGACCAGAAACAUUGAUCCUUAACAACACGUCUGAAGCUGAUAUCUUCCCUGGACUGAAAUGACCUCCUUUGGCCAGUACCAGACCAUGAAAAGCCCAGACCCAAGACAGCUGCAUGACAGUUUCAGAUGAAAACACACCUGUGUACUGAUGAUGGCACACUGUAAGUGCCCACGCUGUCUCCAUAGGAAACAGUACAUGAAAAGCAAAGUGUACAUAGGCCUCUUGCACGUUGCAUCAUCUACUCAACAGCACUGUGUACAUUUACAGAUUCUGAAAUUAACAAUGGCAGUACUUUCGCACAGGGCAGCCCAAAAAUGAAUGCAAACUUGUUAUAAUUAAAUCAGGAUCAAACACAUAAUCACACAGUCUAAUUCAGUUACCAAUGAGGCCUGAUUGGUUAACAGUUACAUAUACAUGUACAUGUAUUUGAUGAAAUGAAAAGUAUAUGGCAUUUUGUAAAACUUGCUGAAUGGGAAUGUAAGAGACUGUAUAUCUUAUCCACACUUCUAUUUUGGAGGGAAAAAAAAGGUUUGUUUUCCCUGGUGGAAUUUUUUGAGUAAGCUCAAGUGCUGUGUCAGGCAAGUUGCACAAUAAAAGGUUACUGAAAGUUACACAAGAAAGGACUCAAAUUCAGCCAUUUUACCAGUGUUCUUUCCACUAGAAACUGUUGGAGUUCAUGUGCCCCUUCAUUUCAGUAACAUUGUAAUAUGACCAUGAUUUCCCAGCAUAAGAAAUCGUGGGUACAGAACUGCAGUGGUUCAGAAAUGAGCUACUAAAUAUUGUGAAGUCCAUGCUGAAAAAUUAGGCGUGCAAAAGAGCAUAUUUGAUGGUUAGCGUGGAGCCAUUUUGAAACUGAACAUCGAGUCUUCUUUUAGCAGUGAUACAAGAGAUACUGAGCAGAUAUUUUACGCAAAACUUUGUUUUAUUCGAAGCUACCAUGUGUAAUGCUAUUGACAGCUACAUUUCUCACAGCAUGUGGGGAGAGAGGGCUACUGAUGUGGAGUGCCCCGAUUGGACAGUUUGUGUUGUGAUAACUUCUAUACAUGCUGUGAUUGGUUGCCAUUCAGCUCAUGGGAGCGGUCUGAGUCAAAGCUGGCAGACAAGAACAAAACAUCCAAACCUAAUCUUUGGAGCCACAAAACUUAUUUGAAAGUUACGACGAAAUUGCAUUGAGCAACCAUCCACUCAAGCUUUAAGCAGCAACUUGCCAACUUUAAAAGGAAACCUACAAAUGCCUCCCAGAUACAAGAAUUAAAUUAUUGAAACAAACAACUACCGGUAAGUACAGGCCUAAAGUAUAUCUAGCUGCUUACAUACUGGGCUGCACAACUGGUAUCCAAAUCAAAGUACAAGAGUUUGUUUCACACUUGCUUUCACUGUGUGACAGGAAUUAUGCCAAAAGAAAUUUUUAAAAACUUGGCACAAUGAAAUACAGAACUUUUUCAAAGUAAAAUAUUUCCCUUCACCAAACUGAAUCUCGCCCAAAAAUUAAUCACAUGCACCAAUCGCCUGUUUCUUUUCAUAAAAUUCUCCUAGCGAUACAAAAUGGUACAAUGUGGGCACCACCAUUUUGUAUUACAUGUACAUGUAAAAGUUCUGUAUGUACAAUUCAUAUUUACAAAGCUUCCUUUUUUGUACAGAUCAAAUCAGUCAACAGUUUCACACGUGCAUAUAAACUGGAAUUUUCCUCAAGAUUUUUAUUUUUUACACUCGAACUAAAAAGGAAAUUAUUUUGUCAUUUUUGGUGUAUAAUGGAGAAAGACGGCAUGAAUUAAAAAAAAAAAUCAGCAUCAAAACGUGGAUUCCAAAGCAGCUAGGCUGUCUGGCUCCCUAACUCUAAGAGAAAAUGCAGUCACAUGUGGCACGGGCAUCUUGACUAUACACAUCACAGCUCGUUGUAAAGCCGGGCCUAAAUUUCACAGAGCUGCUCAGUGGGAAAAUUUUUUUAUGUGC
Messenger RNA from Acanthaster planci (crown-of-thorns starfish), 8753 nucleotides. RefSeq names its product mutS homolog 6 (gene msh6). NCBI's taxonomy places the organism in Eukaryota, Metazoa, Echinodermata, Asteroidea, Valvatida, Acanthasteridae. Gene Ontology annotation, biological process: mismatch repair. The record is from RefSeq and is a predicted model, not a curated record. Gene Ontology annotation, cellular component: MutSalpha complex; nucleus. Gene Ontology annotation, molecular function: ATP binding; mismatched DNA binding; ATP-dependent DNA damage sensor activity.